AGAACGGCAACACACCCUGACCUGAAUAAUAUGGAGACCAAAGAAGAGAGCCGAGACAAAAAUGAAAAAGAGAACUGACGAAUGACUUUCCACCAAUGACUUCUACACAAACUAUGGAUCCCCACCACAGUGCCCAGGAUGUGAUCAGAUGUGACCUUUGUGAGACAGCUAUAGUACAGAUGUACUGUGAUUUCUGUCAUGUCAACCUUUGUAAACCCUGUAUUGGAGAACACAUUUCUGAUGAAUAUGACAAACAUAAAAUUGUUCCUUUCCAACAAAGAAAAUCAACCUUGGUUUAUCCAAAGUGUGCAACACAUCUUACCAAAACUUGUGAAGCAAAAUGUAGGGAAUGUGACAUUCCUGUUUGCUUUUCAUGUUUUACCUCAAAUAAACAUAAAGAGCAUCAUUUUUUAGAACUCUCGGAAAUAUACAACUCAAAGAAAAAUGAUAUCGCAAAAGAUACAGAGGAAUUGCAAAACAUUAUUUCUCCAACAUACGAAGAUAUCACAAACGAUCUAGAAACACAGAUGGCUAACUUGGAUGGAGAAUAUGAGAAACUUACAACAGCAGUGACAGAACAUGGAAAACAAUGGCACAGAGAAAUUGACAAUGUCAUCAAUGAUAUGAAAAAAGAAAUUGAUGAUUUAAAAGGAAAGCACUUUGACAUUCUCAAGAAACAUGCAGAAGAAAUAAAACAAACACAAUCUCUUAUUGAACAAACUCUGCUCAACCUGAAGGAAAUUGAAGCAUCAAAUGAAGUGUACAUGACUACAGAAUACAGCUCCAGAAACAAAGAAUUCAGUAAGCUUCCUCCUAAAGUUCAGAUAUCACUGCCAAUGUUUAAUCCAAAACCUGUAGAUAGAGAACAGAUUUACAAGUUGUUUGGAUCUCUUGCACCUUUAUCUACGACAACAGAAGAAAAUGGCUACAAACUGAAGAAACCAGAAACAUCAAGCAGAGAACUGCUAGAAGAACCAGAACUUAUCACUUCUAUAGAUACUGGGUAUGAAAAACUCCGUAAUGUGACCUGUCUCAGUGAAGAAGAAAUCUGGACAAGUGGGAACAUCAGUGAUAUUAAAUGCUUCAACAUUCAAGGUUCACUUAUCAACACAAUAACAAAGAAAUCAGGGGGAUUUCCAAAUGACAUAGCAGUGACAGGUGAUAGAGAUCUAGUGUACUAUGAUAUGAAAACAAAGACAGUGAAUAAAGUAAAGAAUGGACAGAUAGAGGAGAUGAUCAGACUACAGGGCUGGGUACCUGUUAAUCUCUGUGUCACCUCCUCUAGUGAUCUACUGGUUACCAUGUUCAGUGAUGAUAAAACACAAUCCAAAGUUGUCCGUUACUCAGGCUCCACAGAAAAACAAACAAUCCAGUUUGAUGAGGAGGGUAAACCUCUGUAUUCAGGAAAUAGCAAAAUUAAGUACAUCAGUGAGAACAGAAACCUGGAUAUCUGUGUGGCUGACUGGAAAGCUGGUGCUGUAGUAGUAGUCAAUCAGGUUGGGAAACUGCGAUUUAGAUACACUGGUCAUCCUUCUACUACAAAGAACAAACCAUUUAAACCUUUUGGCAUCACGACAGACAGCCUAAGUCAGAUCCUGACAGCAGACUUUAAUAACCACUGUAUCCACAUCCUAGACCAGGACGGACAGUUCCUCCGAUAUAUAGAUAACUGUGAUCUGAAGGAUCCAUGGGGAUUAUUUGUGUAUAAAAAUAAUUUGUUUGUUGCUGAGUAUGAAGGAAAAAUUAAGAAAAUUAAAUAUUUGGAAUAGACAUCUUUGUAUAUAUACAAUGUAACUAUAAAUAUAUCUGAUUGUGUAUAGACGGUUAUUAUGGCUCUAUUUUUUAAAUAAAAUUAUAUCAUUAAUUAAGUUAUAAUUUUAUUGUUGAGAUAUGUUAAUUUUCUUUCAAGUUUUAAGAAUAGAUGGGGAAAAUGUAGACUACAUCAACAUCAAGAGAUACUGUAUAUUAGUUGUCAUAGCAAUUUGUUAUAUCCAUGAAAGGAAGUUUAAUUGUUAUAAAAAAAGAUGAAAGAUUG
This is a messenger RNA of Saccostrea cuccullata (small rock oyster), 2035 nucleotides long. RefSeq lists its product as uncharacterized. The record is from RefSeq and is a predicted model, not a curated record. Lineage: Eukaryota; Metazoa; Mollusca; Bivalvia; Ostreida; Ostreidae. Bases 96 to 1769 code for a protein of 557 amino acids. Gene Ontology annotation, molecular function: protein binding; zinc ion binding. The transcript is spliced from 2 exons.